AAAACUAUAAAUUAAUAAAUCGUUAAGAGCCAAAGAAAAUGGAAGAAAAGCAGCAAAUAGCUGAGGCAUUGGGGGAUAUGGGAAUUCCUUUCCCUGAGACAGCGACCGGGAGGCAACUAAAGAGUUUGCUGGCACGUGCAGUAGGCGCGCCUCAAGAGGACGAAAGCCACUUAAGCGAGAUAACCUCAGCAGGGACCUGUAGCGAAACUCCGGCAAUAGGUCGCCAAGCACUAAAAGCAUUCAGCAAGGAGCAGCAGCAACCGGCGAAAAACAAGCAGAGACCGAAAGCGUAGCCUCAGCAGUAGCGAAUAAUGAACCUUCCGCUACUUCCGUCACCUCCGUUCCGAUACCUCCGUUAUGGCAAAAAUCCGUAAUACAGUUAUGGGCAGCGACGCCACUUCCAUUCAGCAGAUAGCCAACCUUCAGCGAACUUCAGGCCCAACCAAUCAAUAUACCUCAGUACCAAGCCCAGACGUCGGCGUCAGCGUCGGCUUCACAUCCGAUCUAACGGAACUCGAGCUGCAGUUCCUGAAACUGCAAAAGCAAAUAACGGAGUUGGAAAAAGUCGCAAUGGCACGCCAGCUGCCCGUUAGCUUUUCCGACAUCGAAAAUGCGAUUGCAAAGUUUAGCGGCGACAACAAAGCAGAUGUACUCAAAUGGAUUCGCGACUUCGAAAAUAUAACUGAGUGCUAUGGCUACGACGAUGUAGCAAGGCCUCUACUGGCACGCCGCAUGCUUACUGGCAAUGCUCAAUUAUACUUGAACUUGAAUGCUGACUCUUGGGGCGAGCUGAAAGUCGCCCUCAUCAAAGAGUUUAAAAAGCCAGUAAGCAUAAAAGAAACCUUUAAGAAAUUAGAGACUAGAGUAUGGCGGAAAGAUGAAAGCCCAAUCGAGCUGGUAGAGUUUAUUGUAGACGGGCUGCAAGAUAAUUCGGGUAACGCCUUAAUCUUCAGCGGGGUGUCUACGCUAGAAGCACUAAAAGCCUUGUUGUCAAAGUACGAAAAAAUGGUUCAGAAACGCGUGAGCCGAAACACCACUGGGGCAACGAGGAGUGGAAGUGAGGAGAUGCGGUGCUACAAUUGCUCACGCUACGGUCACAACGCUAAGGACUACGGGCAAGAGAAGAGGCCGAAAGGUUCCUGCUUUAAAUCCAUCUCCAAGGACUGCCCAAGGAAGACGGUAGCAGCGUUGGAAGGCGAGGACUAUCAGCCAGUUAGCUUUAGAGAAAUGCCCGAGUAGCUUCAAGCACUAUAAACCACAAAAGGGGAAUGAAGAGCAGUUUAUGAGCAUUGGACAGUCCCAAACAAAACCCAAAGGAGAAAUUUUAGUUUUAAUUAAAUUUCGAAAUAUUAUAAAACCUUUGAGACUUUUUGUUCUAAAUGAGGCUGAAAUGCUAUUUAAGUUACUUUUGGGAAGAGAUUUUCUCAAAAAAUUUGAUAUUCACGAACAGUGAAAAUAAUGAAUUUAAUAAAAUCAGUACAUGUAAACCUAACGAGGAGCCUCUUUUAAUUCCGCUUGGUAAUAAUUGUGAAAAGGCAAAUUGUAGAA
Messenger RNA from Rhagoletis pomonella (apple maggot), 1548 nucleotides. RefSeq lists its product as uncharacterized. Lineage: Eukaryota; Metazoa; Arthropoda; Insecta; Diptera; Tephritidae. The coding region runs from base 358 to 1239 and encodes 293 amino acids. The record is from RefSeq and is a predicted model, not a curated record. The transcript is spliced from 2 exons.